This is a messenger RNA of Plasmodium cynomolgi strain B, 789 nucleotides long. RefSeq lists its product as hypothetical. Gene Ontology annotation, cellular component: nucleus. The coding region runs from base 64 to 789 and encodes 241 amino acids. Gene Ontology annotation, biological process: interstrand cross-link repair. Gene Ontology annotation, molecular function: single-stranded DNA 5'-3' DNA exonuclease activity. The transcript has a single exon. The record is from RefSeq and is a predicted model, not a curated record. NCBI's taxonomy places the organism in Eukaryota, Apicomplexa, Aconoidasida, Haemosporida, Plasmodiidae.
CUAUGGUGUGAACAGCAACUGGAGUUAGUUUUAACAACAGGGAAAAGGAGAGAAACAGAAGCAAUGCGAUUAGGUAUAGAAAGACAUGAAGUGUUAGAAAAAGCAGAUCAUCUCAUAAUUGAUGUGGAAGUAAAUACGAGAGAAGAAUCCUUAGGAUACCGUCUACUGAACACAAUUACCCUCUUGGGACAACUAUUUGAAUGUAAGAAGGCAAGAGAAGUGUGGGUUUUUGGGAUCAUUAGAGGCUACGUAUUAAGAGGCAUAAUUGAUGAGUUAAGAAUUGAAUAUGAUAACGUUUCCAGGAGGGAAUACUUAAUAAUUUCUGAUACGAAAACGAGGAAGGAAAAAAAGGAACCAAGUCUUGCUCAGAAGAGAACGUCUGCUAUACAAGUACAAACGUAUUGCCUACUGCUACAGAAUUUAAGAAAUGGAAAAGCGGACUUUAAAAAGCUGUUUGAAAUAUACGAAUGCGAUCCCAUGUUUGAAUUUACCGCUAUUGAUUUGAUAAAAUAUAAAAACUUGGAAAAUUUAUCCAAAGCAGUAAAUUGUCUCUUUCUCAGACUUCCAAAGAUUAAAGAAGAAAUGGAGAUUGUGUAUGAACACCAAGGAGUUGAAUUUUCUCGAAAUCACAUCCCUUAUUUUUACCACUCCACUUUGUAUACUAUUAACAUUUUGUUGGAUUACUGGGACGGCAAGCGCUCCAGUGACGUGGUGGAAAACUCCGACAAAUGGAAAUGCAAGUUUUGUGACUUCGUCAGGAACUGCGUCAGGUGCCCUUUGGACGCCUAA